Drosophila yakuba is the source of this 6291-nucleotide messenger RNA. It is a transcript of the gene robo1, whose product is annotated as protein sax-3. Gene Ontology annotation, molecular function: axon guidance receptor activity; protein binding. Gene Ontology annotation, biological process: axon guidance; axon midline choice point recognition; Roundabout signaling pathway. Gene Ontology annotation, cellular component: plasma membrane; axon. Lineage: Eukaryota; Metazoa; Arthropoda; Insecta; Diptera; Drosophilidae. Bases 738 to 5135 code for a protein of 1465 amino acids. The transcript has 17 exons. The record is from RefSeq and is a predicted model, not a curated record.
GCUAGCAACUCAAAUAGAUACUUGUUUUCGGGGCUUAAAAAGUGCAGCUGAUGCGGAUGUAAAGCAAAUAUUACAAGGAGUUAUAGAUACAACACUCUGUUAUAGAUACAACAACACAACAGCGGAACGGGGGGAAGUCCCAGGAACGGCAGGCGGUGCGAGCGAGAGGCAGCUGGGAAAGGGAGUGCGAGUGCGAGUGAGAGGGGCGCUGGGGGCAGUUCUUGUUCUUGUAAUUUUACCAAAAAGAAAUUUCGUUCGGGAAAUGUGGAAAAUGUGCGCGAGGAGAGAUGAUGGUGGAGAAAACAACCCCGAAAAGCGAGCAAUCGUCGAAUAAAUACCAACAAAAACUUACACUGCGCGGCUGAUUAAUGAAAUCCAAAAAAAUAUAAAAACCAAAUACACGACGAAUGAUACAAAUAAAAAAAAAGCAAAGCGUUAGAAAGAAAGUGUGAGAACGUGAAAUCAAAACUUCGAAUCAGAAUUUGGAUUGUAAAUUUUCGGGUCGUUGCGACUGGGAGAUAAACACAAAGGCAGAUAAAUACGGAAAUAAAAUUAAUGGAAAACCAGCAUAGCCAUACGUGUGUGGGUGUGUGAGUGUCCAAGUGUGUGUGACACAGUGUGUGUGUGUGUGUGUGUGCUUAUCGCAUGGAAAUGCAAGCGUAAGUGGAGCAGGCGAGAAAUAAUUUCGAAUUUUGGACAGAUAAAAAGCAAGUAAAGCCCAUAAAUGCCUAGCCAUAAUGCCUAAUGCCCAAUGCCGCCACGCCUACAUAUGUAACAGCUGCCCACAUUUCGUUAACCCACAUAUGUAUCUCCUAUCUAUCCUAUCACCUAUCAUGCAUCGCAGGACCCAAAAAAAACAACGCCAAAAUGAUCGCCGCUGCAUUGGGUCAUCUGUAGAGUCGUCAUUGCAACAGCACCACCACCGCCACCACCACCAUAAAAUGCAUCCCAUGCAUCCCGAAAACCACGCCAUCGCCCGGAGCACGAGCACCACUAACAACCCAUCUCGCAGUCGGAGCAGCAGGAUGUGGCUCCUGCCCGCCUGGCUGCUCCUCGUCCUGCUGGCCAGCACUGGCCUGCCAACAGCCAGAGGCCAGUACCAAUCGCCGCGCAUCAUCGAGCAUCCCACGGAUCUGGUCGUCAAGAAGAAUGAGCCCGCCACGCUCAACUGCAAAGUGGAGGGCAAGCCGGAACCCACCAUCGAGUGGUUUAAGGAUGGCGAACCCGUCAACACGAACGAAAAGAAAUCGCACCGCGUCCAGUUCAAGGACGGCGCCCUCUUCUUCUACAGGACAAUGCAGGGCAAGAAGGAGCAGGACGGCGGCGAGUACUGGUGCGUGGCCAAGAACCGAGUGGGCCAGGCCGUUAGUCGUCAUGCCUCGCUCCAGAUAGCUGUUUUGCGCGACGAUUUUCGCGUGGAGCCCAAAGACACGCGAGUGGCCAAAGGCGAGACGGCUCUGCUGGAGUGUGGGCCGCCCAAAGGCAUUCCAGAGCCAACGCUUAUUUGGAUAAAGGACGGCGUUCCCUUGGACGACCUGAAAGCCAUGUCGUUUGGCGCCAGCUCCCGCGUUCGCAUUGUGGAUGGUGGCAACCUGCUGAUCAGCAAUGUGGAGCCCAUCGAUGAGGGCAACUACAAGUGCAUUGCCCAGAAUCUGGUGGGCACCCGCGAGAGCAGCUAUGCCAAGCUGAUUGUCCAGGUCAAGCCCUACUUCAUGAAGGAGCCCAAGGAUCAGGUGAUGCUCUACGGCCAAACGGCCACCUUCCACUGUUCGGUGGGCGGUGAUCCGCCGCCGAAAGUGCUGUGGAAAAAGGAGGAGGGCAAUAUUCCAGUGUCCAGAGCGCGAAUCCUUCACGACGAGAAAAGCCUGGAGAUAUCCAACAUUACGCCCACCGAUGAGGGCACCUACGUCUGCGAGGCACACAACAAUGUGGGUCAGAUCAGCGCAAGAGCUGCCCUAACAGUCCACGCUCCGCCCAACUUUACGAAAAGACCCAGCAACAAGAAAGUGGGACUAAAUGGCGUUGUGCAACUGCCUUGCAUGGCCUCCGGAAAUCCUCCGCCGUCUGUUUUCUGGACCAAGGAAGGACUAUCGACACUCAUGUUCCCAAACAGCUCGCACGGCAGGCAGCAUGUGGCCGCCGAUGGAACCCUACAGAUUACGGAUGUGCGGCAGGAAGACGAGGGCUACUAUGUGUGUUCCGCUUUCAGUGUCGUCGAUUCCUCCACGGUUCGUGUGUUCCUGCAAGUCAGCUCGGUGGACGAGCGUCCUCCUCCGAUCAUUCAAAUAGGUCCUGCCAAUCAGACGCUGCCCAAAGGAUCAGUGGCAACAUUGCCCUGCCGCGCCACUGGGAAUCCCAGUCCCCGUAUCAAGUGGUUCCACAAUGGACAUGCCGUACAAGCGGGCAAUCGAAACAGCAUCAUCCAAGGCAGCUCACUGAGAGUCGAUGACCUUCAACUUAGUGACUCUGGUACCUACACCUGCACUGCAUCCGGCGAACGAGGAGAAACCUCCUGGGCAGCCACACUAACGGUCGAGAAACCCGGUGCUACGUCUCUUCACCGGGCAGCUGAUCCUAGCACUUAUCCUGCCCCUCCAGGAACACCCAAAGUCCUGAAUGUCAGCCGCACCAGCAUCAGUCUGCGUUGGGCCAAAAGCCAAGAGAAACCCGGAGCUGUGGGCCCCAUUAUUGGAUACACUGUAGAGUACUUCAGUCCGGAUCUGCAAACUGGUUGGAUUGUGGCUGCCCAUCGAGUGGGCGACACUCAAGUCACUAUCACGGAGCUCACUCCUGGCACUUCGUAUGUGUUCCUGGUUAGAGCUGAGAACACUCAGGGCAUUUCGGUGCCCUCCGGCCUAUCAAAUGCUAUUAAAACCAUUGAGGCGGACUUCGAUGCAGCUUCUGCCAAUGAUUUGUCAGCAGCUCGAACUUUGCUGACAGGAAAGUCUGUGGAGCUAAUAGAUGCAUCGGCUAUUAAUGCGAGUGCCGUGAGACUUGAGUGGAUGCUCCAUGUGAGCGCAGAUGAGAAAUACGUAGAGGGCCUGCGCAUACACUAUAAGGAUGCCAGUGUAGCAUCCGCACAGUAUCACUCGAUCACUGUUAUGGAUGUCUCUGCAGAAUCGUUCGUGGUGGGAAACCUUAAGAAGUACACCAAGUAUGAGUUCUUCCUAACACCCUUCUUUGAGACCAUCGAAGGACAGCCCAGCAACUCCAAGACAGCCCUCACCUAUGAAGAUGUUCCGUCCGCACCACCGGAUAACAUUCAGAUUGGCAUGUACAACCAAACCGCCGGUUGGGUGCGUUGGACUCCGCCACCCUCACAGCACCACAAUGGCAAUUUGUAUGGCUACAAGAUUGAGGUCAGCGCCGGGAACACCAUGAAGGUGCUGGCCAAUAUGACGCUCAAUGCCACCACCACAUCUGUGCUCCUCAACAACCUAACCACCGGAGCUGUCUACAGUGUAAGGUUGAACUCCUUUACCAAGGCGGGAGAUGGACCUUAUUCCAAACCGAUAUCAUUAUUCAUGGACCCCACCCACCAUGUGCAUCCGCCACGUGCACAUCCGAGCGGCACCCACGAUGGCCGUCAUGAGGGACAGGAUCUCACGUACCACAACAAUGGCAACAUACCGCCCAGCGACAUUAACCCCACCACUCACAGAAAAACCACUGACUACCUGUCUGGACCCUGGCUAAUGGUGCUAGUCUGCAUCGUACUCCUAGUCCUGGUUAUUUCGGCGGCCAUUUCGAUGGUCUACUUCAAGCGGAAGCAUGAAAUGACCAAGGAACUGGGUCACUUGAGUGUGGUCAGCGACAACGAAAUAACCGCAUUGAAUAUCAAUAGCAAAGAGAGCCUGUGGAUAGACCAUCAUCGUGGCUGGCGAACAGCGGAUACGGACAAAGAUUCGGGACUGAGCGAAUCAAAGCUACUGUCCCACGUGAACAGCAGCCAAUCCAACUACAAUAACUCCGAUGGUGGAACCGAUUAUGCAGAAGUGGACACCCGUAACCUCACCACCUUCUACAACUGUCGCAAGAGCCCCGAUAACCCCACACCAUAUGCCACCACCAUGAUCAUCGGCACCUCUUCCAGUGAGACCUGUACCAAGACAACGUCUAUAAGCGCCGACAAGGACUCGGGCACUCAUUCGCCCUAUUCCGAUGCAUUUGCCGGUCAGGCGCCAGCAGUUCCUGUGGUCAAGUCCAACUAUCUUCAGUAUCCGGUUGAGCCCAUCAACUGGUCAGAGUUCCUACCCCCGCCGCCAGAACACCCCCCUCCGUCGUCUACCUAUGGCUACGCACAAGGAUCUCCCGAAUCUUCGCGGAAGAGCUCCAAAAGCGCAGGAUCGGGCAUUUCUACCAAUCAAAGCAUUCUGAACGCCUCCAUACACAGCAGCUCGUCGGGCGGCUUUUCCGCUUGGGGAGUUUCGCCCCAGUAUGCUGUCGCCUGUCCCCCGGAGAACGUUUAUAGCAAUCCGCUGUCGGCGGUGGCUGGCGGCACCCAGAACCGCUAUCAGAUAACGCCGACCAACCAACAUCCGCCACAAUUGCCGGCCUACUUUGCCACCACGGGCCCGGGAGGAGCUGUGCCACCCAACCACCUGCCAUUUGCCACACAGCGUCAUGCAGCCAGCGAGUACCAGACUGGACUAAAUGCGACGCGCUGUGCCCAGAGCCGCGCGUGCAACAGCUGCGAUGCCUUGGCCACACCCUCGCCCAUGCAACCCCCACCGCCAGUGCCAGUGCCCGUACCCGAGGGCUGGUACCAGCCGGUGCAUCCCAACAGCCACCCGAUGCACCCGACCUCCUCCAACCACCAGAUCUACCAGUGCUCCUCCGAGUGCUCGGAUCACUCGAGGAGCUCGCAGAGUCACAAGCGGCAGCUGCAGCUCGAGGAGCACGGCAGCAGUGCCAAGCAACGCGGAGGACACCACCGUCGACGAGCACCGGCGGUGCAGCCGUGCCUGGAGAGCGAGAACGAGAACAUGCUGGCGGAGUACGAGCAGCGCCAGUACACCAGCGACUGCUGCAAUAGUUCACGCGAGGGCGACACCUGCUCCUGCAGCGAGGGAUCCUGUCUGUACGCCGAGGCGGGCGAACCAGGACCUCGCCAAAUGACUGCUAAGAACACCUAAGGAUGAAGUAUUUGGGACUCCCCAUACAGGGGGGGUUGGAUUAGUAUUAAAGAUAGCAUCUAGUCGUAACUCUUCAUUCAUAUCGAACUGGAAAUCAGUCUAGGAACUGAGUGAACUCAAAGUUUCAGCAUCAGUUAUCGACUAGAAUAAUUGAUGCCGUGAAAUCUUUGGUACUACACUCAGAUACACAAAACCACACUUGUCACAAUCAUGGGGGCAUUGUGCAGCUUUAGCAAUUACGAAUUUCCCAUUAUCACAUCUACCAGCGUAGAGACUCAUAGACAGGCACAAUGCUCCCCCAUCCCCAUCCCCAUCCAUGCACCACAGCAAUGUUUCCCCCAAAACGGAAACGGAAAAGGGGAAACACGAAAACCUUUGUACUUAAGAGACGCGAGUGCUGUACGAUAGAUAUUGCUUGAUGAGCGCGAGGAGUAAUAGUAAUCACUACAUAGCAGGGAUCAGUGUCCCAGCAGAACUUCAUUAAAAUACGUACUCAAAGGAACUUAUAGCAGAUGAUAAACCAGAUCAGGUAUCAGCCAUAGCAAGUACACACAAAUACGGUGCGUGACUCGCGACGAAUGUAUGUAGUUAGAACCAAAGUACACCAAUUGUACAGCAUGUUUUGGGGCUUUCGAAUCGGAAUCGGUCCUAGUCAAUAGGCUUGAUAGCGAUACAAAUACGAUACUGAUACUGAUACAGAUACUGAUACUGAUACUGAUACUUGUAUGCAAACUCUUUCAUAUCUACGAUCACAAUCGAGCACUUGUCUCCGACUCGAACUCGAACUUGUGUAGGCAGUUGAGUGGAGUUUGGGGGCGACAAGUGAAACGGCAGUUGCAAUGUUUAAUGGUUAGUGCUUUUCUAUAACAAGGAAUAAAAUAUACUUCAUUGACCCAGUGAAUAUAUAUAUACAUAUACAUACUAAACGACACAACACACCUACUACUUACACACAUACUAUACAUAGCAUUUAGACGAGUUGAGGAGCUGCACAUGGCCAGCAGAACCAACCCGAGUUGUUGUCCGUUCCGUUGUCCUGUCCCUGUGCAGAUCCCUCCAUGACACAAUGUUUUCUACAAUCUUGCAUUUUGAAAAGUCUAAAAUGUACCUGUGAUAUAACCCCAUUAUACAUUAUAGUAUUUUAAUAAUUUGUAUA